GCCGCCAGAAGAAGGGCUCAGCUCAACUCUUCAGCUGCCGGUGAAGUCAGCGCUGGACUUGAAGCAAGAGAGGCUCACUGGCACUGUGACCAAGUACCUGCCAGUGAGCGGGUAUGGAAUGGUGAAGAGCCACAUGUUUGAAGGCGAGCUCUCGUUUCGAAUAGAUCGCAUCAUGCCUGAAUUUCAGGCUCAUCCUCUGCACGAAAAUGAGGGAGUCGAGUUUGAUGUUCAAGCUGAUGAAAACGGCAAAGUGGUUGCCGUGGCGGUGAAGCCCGUCCUUGGGCGAAAGCCGUACGAUGUGUUGGGCCAAAGGCAUCGAGGCUACGUCAGACGUUUUGCUGAACGCUGGGGGUUCCUCAAUGCAGCUGCCUUUGAUGGCGACCUCUUCGUUCAUCGGGACAACUUGCUGCUUGAGCCUGGAUCAGAAAUGGGGGCCGACGGCCAGCCCAUUCUUCGAACGGGCCAAGUGGUGGAGUUUGACGUCGCCCUCGACGAUCGCGGGCGUGCAGUGGCAAAGCAAAUCACCACUCGUGCGCUGCUUCGUCCGGGAGACUGGAUAGGGCACAGGUUGCGAGGGUAUAUCAGAUCCUUCCAGGGAGCUUGGGGUUUCAUCAACUCAGAUCGCUUCGCCGGCGAUCUAUUCGUGCACCGAGACUCCUUGUUGGCUCAGUGCCAGAAUGCCCAGCUGGCCAUUGGAACUGUGGUUGAGUUUGACAUCGAGCGCGAUCACCACCGGAAGGGCGCGAAGAACCGGCUAGUCGCAAGGAAUGUCGCGGUCCUGGGGCCUGGUGAGGCUCCCCCGCUGGCUUCAGUGCCGCCACCGGUGACACAGAUGCCGCUGGAUCCGGCGGCUGCGCCUUAUGGAGUUCCACCUCCGGCCCAGCAGCCUGCUCCGAUGUACUAUCAGGCACCUCCGCCAGUUCCUGUACCUGAUCCAAAUGCAAUGUACGGCUACCCGCCCUAUCCUUACCCUCCUCAGCCUUUGCAACAGCCGUAUCCCUAUCCGGCGCCGCCCUACCAGCCUGUCCCCUAUGCCCAGCCCUACGCUCCUUAUGGAGUGCCCGGAGUGCCAUAUGGACAGCCGCACGCGCAAGUGCCCUACCAGCCUCCCCUUGUGGGACAGCCUCCCUAUGCACCGUAUGGGGUCCAGCCGCCGGCCCCCUACGGGCCAGUGCCGCAGGCUGUUCCUGGCGCACCUCAGCCCAUGGCCUACAUGCCACCAGCAGCUGAGGCAGCAACGCAAGCGGCCGCAUCUGCUGGAACAGCAGAAGGAGCAUCCCCUGCUGCGAAUGGUGCUCCGCCGGCCCAGGAGAACCAAUCUCAGGGGUUGUUGCACAUCACCAUCCACGACUGGGAGCCGGACCAGCCGGGGCAGCUGUUCGUGACCAAGGGAACGCUGGUGAACAUCUCCUACCGAGCCGCACAUGGCUGGGUUUACGCAGGAACCGUGCAGCCUGACAAGGAAAUGGGAGAACCAGCCUCUGAGGGUUGGAUACCCCAGGCCGUUGUCAAGCGGGUCAGCUUGUGCCGCGUGGCGGUGGAUUGGCCUGCGGAGGGGCAGGCAACCCUCGGCGUGACCAAGGGUGAGAUCAUAGCAGUCUCGAAAGAGGCGGAACGAGGCUGGGUCUACGGAGAGCGGCUCGGCCCACGCCAGCCAGACAAGCUCUCGGAUGGCUGGUUGCCCAAGAAGGCGGCAGAGAGAUUCAGUGGAUCCGAUAUUGCGAAGGGCGAUCGGCAAGCGAAAUCGAUGGGGAAGAAGGCAGCUGGAUCAGCAGAGGACGAUGAGAGGAAGUUGCGAAUUGCAAUUGUCAACACUGACCGAUGCAAACCCAAGAAGUGCAAGCAAGAAUGCAAGAAGUACUGCCCAGUCGUUCGGACUGGAAAGCUUUGCGUUGAGGUGAGCAAAGACUCUAAGAUCAGCUGGAUCUCAGAGUCGCUCUGUAUCGGUUGCGGUAUUUGCGUGAAGAAGUGCCCCUUUGAGGCAAUUACAAUCAUCAAUUUGCCGAAGGACCUGUCCAGCCACACCACGCAUCGCUACGGUGCGAACACCUUCAAGCUGCACCGCUUGCCAACGCCACGCCCAGGACAAGUGCUAGGUCUUGUGGGCACCAACGGCAUCGGCAAGUCCACAGCAUUGAUGGUUCUGGCAGGCAAGUUGAAGCCCAAUCUGGGGCGAUUUGACAAUCCGCCAGAUUGGCAGGAAAUCAUCCAACACUUUAGAGGGAGCGAGCUGCAAGCGUACAUCAAAGGCAUGCUUGAAGACAGACUAAAGGCGAUGAUCAAGCCUCAGUAUGUCGACAAGUUGCCCAAGCAAAUUGCUGGCACAGUGGACGCUAUUCUCAGUCAGAAAGAUGCCAAGAAGCAGAAGGACAGGUUCUGCACUGACCUGGAACUGAAUCACUUGCAGGACCGCGAGAUCAAAAAUCUCUCCGGUGGGGAGCUCCAGCGCUUUGCCAUUGCAGUUCUUUGCGUUCAAGAUGCGCAAGUUUACAUGUUCGACGAGCCUUCCUCCUAUCUUGACGUGAAGCAGCGCAUUGCCGCGGCGCAGACCAUCCGAAGCUUGCAAACGGUGGACAACUACAUUGUUGUCGUUGAGCACGAUCUUGCUGUUUUGGACUACCUCUCAGACUUCAUUUGUUGCUUGUGGGGCUCUGCUGGCGCAUAUGGCGUUGUGACCAUGCCUUUCAGCGUUCGAGAAGGCAUCAACAUUUUCCUAGAUGGCUUCAUCCCAACUGAGAAUCUUAGAUUUCGAGAGGUGUCCUUGUCCUUCAAGGUGAGUGAAGACUUGGACCCAUCCAAACUAGACAGGAUGAACACCACCGAUUACCCGAACAUGUCCAAGCUGAUGGGCGAGUUCAGACUGGACAUCACCGCGGGGAACUUCGCGUCCUCGGAGAUCUUGGUGCUUUUGGGUCAGAACGGCUGUGGCAAGACCACAUUCAUUCGGAUGCUGGCGGGCCUGUUGAAGCCGGAUGACGUGAAGGAAGGCGACGAAGUGCCAGAGCUGAAUGUUUCUUACAAGCCACAGACCAUCAGCGCCAAGUUUGAAGGGACGGUCAAGGAUCUUUUCUUGAUGAAGAUUCGAGACGCGUUUCUGCAUCCGCAGUUCCAAUCUGACGUCACCAAGCCCAUGCUCAUUGAUCAGAUUGCGGAUCACGAGGUCCAGACAUUGAGUGGUGGAGAGCUUCAGAGAGUUGCCCUGGUGUUGUCUUUGGGAAAGCCAGCGGACAUUUAUCUGAUCGAUGAACCAUCUGCAUACUUGGAUGUUGAGCAGCGUGUUGUUGCAGCUCGAGUGAUGAAGAGAUUCAUCUUGCACGCGAAGAAGACAGCCUUCAUUGUGGAGCACGACUUCAUCAUGGCCACGUACCUUGCGGAUCGUGUCAUUGUCUACGAUGGUAGGCCUGGCAUUCACUGCACGGCAUCUGCCCCCAUGUCCCUGCUGGAGGGCAUGAACAAGUUCUUGGCCCAGCUGGAGAUCACUUUCCGCCGCGACCCCACCAAUUACAGACCGCGCAUCAAUAAAGCUGAGUCCGUCAAGGAUCGCGAGCAAAAGCACGCUGGAAGCUACUUUGUGCUGGAGGAAUAG
Molecule: messenger RNA, 3586 nt
Organism: Effrenium voratum
Lineage: Eukaryota; Dinophyceae; Suessiales; Symbiodiniaceae
Source: the annotation of a GenBank genome assembly